Mirounga angustirostris (Northern elephant seal) is the source of this 2821-nucleotide messenger RNA. It is a transcript of the gene APLP2, whose product is annotated as amyloid beta precursor like protein 2. Gene Ontology annotation, biological process: axonogenesis; central nervous system development. The record is from RefSeq and is a predicted model, not a curated record. The coding region runs from base 95 to 2386 and encodes 763 amino acids. The transcript has 18 exons. Gene Ontology annotation, cellular component: membrane. Lineage: Eukaryota; Metazoa; Chordata; Mammalia; Carnivora; Phocidae. Gene Ontology annotation, molecular function: transition metal ion binding; serine-type endopeptidase inhibitor activity; heparin binding.
ACAGGCUUUAGAUGCUUCUGGGUCGCGGUGGGGAAAGGUUCUGAGUUUUCGUGUGUGAGCUUGAGAGUCGAGCACUAGAGCGACCCGGCGAGGGAUGGCGGCCACCGGGACCGCGGCCGCCACGGCCACCGGCAAGCUCCUGGUCCUGCUGCUGCUCGGGCUCACGGCGCCUGCCGCGGCAUUGGCCGGCUACAUCGAGGCUCUUGCAGCCAAUGCUGGAACAGGAUUUGCUGUCGCUGAGCCUCAAAUUGCAAUGUUUUGUGGGAAGUUAAAUAUGCAUGUAAACAUUCAGACUGGGAAAUGGGAACCGGACCCAACAGGCACUAAGAGCUGCUUUGGAACAAAAGAAGAAGUUCUUCAGUACUGUCAAGAGAUGUAUCCAGAGCUACAGAUCACAAACGUGAUGGAAGCAAAUGAGCCUGUCAGUGUCGACAAUUGGUGCCGGAGGGACAAAAAGCAGUGCAAGACACACAUCGUGAUACCUUUCAAGUGUCUUGUGGGUGAAUUUGUAAGUGAUGUUCUACUAGUUCCAGAAAAGUGCCAGUUUUUCCACAAAGAGCGGAUGGAGGUGUGUGAGAAUCAUCAGCAUUGGCACACUGUAGUCAGAGAGGCCUGUCUGACUCAGGGAAUGACCUUAUAUCGCUACGGCAUGCUGCUGCCCUGUGGGGUAGACCAGUUUCACGGCACUGAGUAUGUGUGCUGCCCUCAGACAAAGAUUAUUGAAUCUACUGUGUCGAAGGAAGAGGAGGAAGAGGAGGAGGAAGAAGAGGAGGAGGAUGAAGAGGAAGACUAUGAUAUUUACAAAAGUGAAUUUCCUACCGAAGCAGAUUUGGAGGACUUCACAGAAGCAGCUGUGGAUGAGGACGAUGAGGAUGAGGAGGAAGGGGAGGAGGUGGUGGAAGACCGUGAUUACUAUUACGACACCUUUAAAGGAGAUGAGUACAAUGAGGAGAACCCAACUGAACCCAGCCGCGAGGGGACGAUUUCAGAAAAGGAAAUUACUCACGACGUUAAAGCUGUCUGCUCCCAGGAGGCCAUGACGGGGCCCUGCCGGGCCGUGAUGCCUCGUUGGUACUUCGACCUCUCCAAGGCAGAGUGCGUGCGCUUUAUAUAUGGCGGCUGCGGAGGCAACAGGAACAAUUUUGAGUCUGAGGAUUAUUGUAUGGCUGUGUGUAAAGCGAUGAUUCCCCCAACUCCUCUGCCAACCAAUGAUGUCGAUGUGUAUUUUGAGACCUCUGCAGAUGAUAAUGAGCACGCUCGUUUCCAGAAGGCUAAGGAGCAGCUGGAAAUACGGCACCGCAACCGGAUGGACAGGGUAAAGAAAGAAUGGGAAGAGGCUGAGCUUCAGGCCAAGAACCUCCCGAAAGCAGAGAGGCAGACUCUCAUUCAGCACUUCCAAGCUAUGGUUAAAGCCUUGGAGAAGGAGGCAGCCAGCGAGAAGCAGCAGCUGGUGGAAACCCACCUGGCUAGAGUGGAAGCUAUGCUGAACGACCGCCGCCGAAUGGCUCUGGAGAAUUACCUGGCUGCCUUGCAGUCCGACCCCCCGCGGCCUCAUCGCAUUCUCCAGGCCUUGCGGCGUUAUGUCCGCGCUGAGAACAAAGAUCGCCUGCAUACCAUCCGUCAUUACCAGCAUGUGUUGGCUGUUGACCCAGAAAAGGCAGCCCAAAUGAAAUCCCAGGUGAUGACCCAUCUCCAUGUGAUUGAAGAAAGAAGGAACCAGAGCCUCUCCCUGCUCUACAAAGUACCUUACGUAGCCCAGGAAAUCCAAGAGGAAAUUGACGAGCUGCUGCAAGAGCAGCGGGCCGACACGGACCAGCUCACUGCCUCUAUGUCCGAGACCCCCGUGGACGUCCGGGUGAGCUCCGAAGAGAGUGAUGAGACCCUGCCGUUCCGCCCCUUCCAUCCCUUCCCGUCCUUACCUGAGAACGAAGACACUCAGCCGGAGUUGUACCACCCAAUGAAAAAAGGAUCUGGAGUGGGAGAGCAGGAUGGAGGGCUGAUCGGUGCAGAGGAGAAAGUGAUUAACAGUAAGAAUAAAGUGGAUGAAAAUAUGGUCAUCGACGAGACUCUGGACGUUAAGGAAAUGAUCUUCAACGCCGAGAGGGUUGGCGGCCUGGAGGCAGAACCGGAAUCCGUGGGGCCCCUGCGGGAGGACUUCAGUCUGAGCAGCAGUGCCCUCAUUGGGCUGUUGGUCAUUGCGGUGGCCAUCGCCACGGUCAUCGUCAUCAGCCUGGUGAUGCUGAGGAAGAGACAGUAUGGCACCAUCAGCCAUGGGAUCGUGGAGGUUGACCCAAUGCUCACCCCAGAGGAGCGUCACCUGAACAAGAUGCAGAACCACGGUUACGAAAACCCCACCUACAAAUACCUGGAGCAGAUGCAGAUCUAAGCGGAAGGAAGCGUGAGGCGCCACCCAUUGGAGCAGGCGCUGCAGGUGGGCCAGGAGAUGGCGGUCCGGUGUUUUGGGUCAACUCCUGACCAGCAGUUGCGCCCGGAGGAUUUCAUUCGGACCUCCUGGAUCAUUAAGACUCUAAAGUACUACUGUAGAAUCACAAUUUCCAUUCUUUUAAAUGGGUGAAAAAUGUUAAUAUAACAAUAUAUGAUAUAUAAACCUUAAAUGAAAUGAAAAAAAUGAUCUAUUGCAGAUAUUUGACUGAUGUAGUUUUCUUUUUUUAAAUUAAUCAGAAAUCCCACUUCUAUUGUAUUGUCUCACAUAUGCUCUCUGUAAAUGGACAGUGUUGGUUUUCGGUGAUGGACUGUAUGUGCAGGCCGUUUCAGCUGCAUUGUAUAAACCACUCUUUAAGGCUCAUUCACUGUCCUGGUU